Molecule: messenger RNA, 1379 nt
Organism: Perognathus longimembris pacificus (Pacific pocket mouse)
Lineage: Eukaryota; Metazoa; Chordata; Mammalia; Rodentia; Heteromyidae
Gene: Lypd3
Product: LY6/PLAUR domain containing 3
Exons: 5
Coding region: 253-1320 (355 amino acids)
Cellular component (GO): plasma membrane
Source: RefSeq, a predicted model, not a curated record
ACUUCCAGGAGACUUUCAAGAGAGUUGCCUCCCGCCCUUCCUCUCCUUGGCACUCACACAGGGGCUGCACUCCCCGGGGGUGACGCACAUGGGGCGGGCACAGGCCCGCGCCCACAGCGGACGCUGACUUUGCCUGGUUGGGCAAGGCUAAGGUUGCCCCGGGGGUAGGUUACUCAUCUGGGGUUCAGGUAAGAGGGCCCUGGCUGGGAGGUGGCACACCCAGGGGGGACGCGGAGGAAGAAGGUCGCAGCCAUGCUCCCCGCCAGGAAGGCGCAGGUCCCGACAGUGACUCAAAGCGCAGGCCAGCUGCUGCCGCUGCUACUGCUGCUGCUGCUGUUUAACCAAGGGGCACAGGCCCUGGAGUGCUACAGCUGUGUGCAGAGGGCGGACGACGGCUGCAACCCGCACAGGAUGAAGGUGGUCAAGUGCUCGCCAGGCGUGGAAGUCUGCACCGAGGCAGUGGGGGCUGUGGAGACCAUCCACGGGCAGUUCUCGGUGGCGGUGAGGGGCUGCGGCUCGGGACUCCCCGGGAAGAAUGACCGCGGACUGGACCUUCACGGGCUCUUCGCCUUCAUCCAGCUGCAGCAGUGCGCCCAGGACCGCUGCAACGCCAAGCUCAACCUCACCUCCCGCGGGCUGAACCCCGCAGGCAACGAGAGUGCCUACGAGCCCAACGGGGCCGAGUGCUACAGCUGCGUGGGGCUCAGCCGGGAGCAGUGCCGGGGCUCGGCGCCGCCCGUCGUGAGAUGCUUCAACGCCAGCGACCGCGCCUACACGGGCUGCUUCGAUGGCAACGUCACCUUGACGGCAGCGAAUGUGACGGUGUCCUUGCCCGUGCGGGGCUGCGUCCAGGACGAGGCCUGCACGCGGGAUGGGGUGACGGGCCCGGGGUUCACCCUCAGCGGCUCCUGCUGCCAGGGCCCCCGCUGCAACUCCGACCUCCGCAACAAGACGUACUUCUCCUCCCGGAUCCCUCCCUUAGUCCUGCUGCCCGCCUCCACCUCCCCGGCCCCCACCACUCGGGGCUCCGCCACCUCCUCCCGCCCCCCGUCUACCCCAGCCCCGACCACCCCCACUUCUGCCACCAAACCCACCCCGGCCUCAGCCAGCCAGCCUCCUCCCCACGCCGCCGAACCCGAGGUCGCCCCGGAAAAGGACCGAUGGCUGGCUGGAGGGGCCAUGGGCCACCAGGACCGCAGUAACGUGGAGCAGUACCCCGGAAAGGGUGGGACCCCGAACCCCCAGAGUAAAGGCUCUGGAGCUGCUGAGGCUGGUUUGGCGACUCUCCUGGUGGCCGUGGCUGCUGGCGUUCUCCUGUGAGUUUCCUCCCUCCUGUACUGAUCCCCGCGGCAUCGGGGUCCCCGGCCCCGCCCCUUCCC